GUGAUACCUUGGACACAGAGCACAUGAAGCGGGCUUACAGGUGAAUGCACACCGUGACUGUGCAGAACAGACUCAGAUUUUCUCAUAAUGAUCCGGUCUGAUUGAUUGUUACCAUGGAGAUCCAGAAAAGGUUAUCCGCAUGCUGGGAUCGCAUUGUGUCGUGUUUUAGAAAACCUGAACAGCCCAAGACGGGUGGAUCCAACAAGGAUACUACUUUUUUCACUAAUGGCCAUACCGACGAACCGAAGCCGUUCAACCGGCUCGCCCCGGCGCCUUCACGGAACCACUACUUGGCCCUUUACGACUACUCGGCCCGGACGGCGGAUGACCUGAGCUUUAACACCGGGGAUAAACUUGAAGCGCUCAGCAAAGACGCAGGAGAAUGGUGGUUCGCCAAAGCUCUCACCGGAAUCUCGAUCAAUAGGACGGGUUACAUUCCUGCCAAUUACGUGGCCCCUGUGGAGAGCAUCGACGCAGAACCCUGGUACUUUCCGGACACCAAGAGGCUAGAUGCAGAGAAGAUGCUUCUGGCUGAAGGCAACAGUCACGGAGCAUUCCUCAUCCGCAACUGUGAGAGUCAGAAAGGAGAGCUGUCCCUCUCAGUGCUGGACCAUGGACGUGUGAAGCACUACAAACUGAAAAAACUAGAGAAUGGUCAGUAUUUUGUCUCCAGGACCAAAUCCUUUGAAACCCUGAAGGAGCUGGUGGAGUGGUACACUGUGCAGGCUGACGGCCUGUGUGUUCGCCUGGGAGAGCCAUGCAAAAAGCUGGAGGCUCCUACGACAUAUGGCUUGUCCUACAACACAGUGGACACAUGGGAGAUCGAUCGCAAGUCUAUAAAGCUGGGGAAGAAGCUGGGAGCGGGACAGUUUGGAGAGGUGUACGAGGGCUUGUGGAAUGACACAACCGCCGUGGCUGUCAAGACCCUUAAACCCGGCUCCAUGGACCCUGGAGACUUCCUGAGAGAGGCUCAGUUCAUGAAGAGGCUGCGACAUGCCAAACUGAUACAGCUAUACGCUGUGUGCACAAUGGAGGAACCUAUCUACAUCAUCACCGAGCUCAUGAGGCACGGCAGCCUGUUGGAGUACCUGCAGAUGGACAAGGGUAACGACCUGGGCCUGUCGGACCAGAUUGAGAUGGCAGCUCAGGUGGCAUCAGGGAUGGCGUAUCUGGAGCAGCAGAACUAUAUCCACAGAGACUUGGCUGCCCGCAACGUGCUGGUGGGAGAGAACAACAUUUGCAAGGUGGCAGACUUUGGCCUCGCCAGGGUCUUCAUGAAAGAAAAUGAAAAUGUGUAUGAAGCAAAAGAAGGCGGGAAGUUCCCAGUGAAGUGGACUGCUCCUGAGGCCAUUCAAGAUGGUAUAUUCAGCAUCAAAUCAGAUGUCUGGUCCUUUGGCAUUCUGCUCUAUGAGAUCAUGACAUUCGGCCAAACGCCUUAUCCAGCCAUGACAAACUACCAGGUGGUGCAGAAGAUCCUGGAGGGCUACAGGAUGCCGCCUCCAGCAAAGUGCCCCAAACCCCUUUACGGGAUCAUGUCAGACUGCUGGAAGAGGGACCCUCAGGACAGACCCACCUUUGAGACCCUUCAGUGGAAGCUCGAGGACUUUUUUGACUUGGAUACCACCUCAUAUGAUGAUGCUAACCGCUAUCACUCAUAGAACUUUUGAUACUAGUUUACAUGACAAAAAUCAACACAAUCUCAAAGACAAAUGUGAUUGGAUGUUUAAUCGUUGUCCACAAAUGAAGGAUGCUUCUUUUGUUGCUUUGACACGACUAUUACUGUGAUACUAUUACUAAGAUAAAGUUAGACUUGUUUUCGCACUACAUGGCACUUCAUAGCCAUGAUGCAAUACUUUAAGCACACCAAAAACUCAGCAAUGAUGGUGGAUAGUGAGUCUGAUUUUGUUGACUCGGCAAGUACUGAUUCAAUGUAUUUUUUUUCAUUGGGAAUGCACUUAAAGGAGGCCUAGCAAAGACUGCACUUGUGACUGCCUCCUAAGGGGAAGACACCACUGAGCUGAGAGGGAAUCUAGGGUCUGGAUGAACUGGUUCUUCACCUAACAUACUGCUCAUAUUUUCCACUGCUAACAUACCAGGCCUAGCAUUAAUGCUGUGCUUUAAUGCUCUGCCUGAGAGCACUGCUUGCCAGUGGGUCAUGAGAAUGUACUAAACAUUAUACUAAAUGAAGGAAGUGCUGGAUUCUAUUUAAAAUAAAGUGUUGAACUACCUGCUUCAGUAGCUCUUCAACUGACCACAUAUUUUACUUCUUUGUGAAAACACUUAAACGCCUAAAAUGUAAUGAAUUAUUUUUAUGAAAAAUUAAAAUGUGUUUUUUUUUUUUUUUUUUUUUUUUUUUUUUUUUUUUUUUUACGAAUAAUUGUAAAUUUUAACCAUGUCAGUGUUUUUAUAUAUUUGUAAUUAUAUAAUUGUGUAUUUUAACACCUAAGUAAUUAAAAUAAUCUUAUGGUCAGCGCA
Messenger RNA from Periophthalmus magnuspinnatus, 2475 nucleotides. RefSeq names its product fyn-related Src family tyrosine kinase (gene frk). Gene Ontology annotation, molecular function: non-membrane spanning protein tyrosine kinase activity; signaling receptor binding; ATP binding. The transcript has 8 exons. The record is from RefSeq and is a predicted model, not a curated record. Bases 114 to 1658 code for a protein of 514 amino acids. Gene Ontology annotation, biological process: innate immune response; protein phosphorylation; cell surface receptor protein tyrosine kinase signaling pathway. Gene Ontology annotation, cellular component: extrinsic component of cytoplasmic side of plasma membrane. Lineage: Eukaryota; Metazoa; Chordata; Actinopteri; Gobiiformes; Gobiidae.